Molecule: messenger RNA, 711 nt
Organism: Triticum turgidum subsp. durum (durum wheat)
Lineage: Eukaryota; Viridiplantae; Streptophyta; Magnoliopsida; Poales; Poaceae
Source: the annotation of a GenBank genome assembly
AUGUCUUCGCCGGCUGCUCUGCCCGCAGAUGAGAUACCCAUGGGUCUGGUGCGCCUCGGAAGGCAACGCCUGCAGUUCGACAACCACUUCUCCGAGACGUGCCGCCGGGACCGCUUCUGCCUGCGCUGCGUCGUGGCUUACUGCUCCCACUGCUGCGGCAAUCACCACUUCCACCCGGAGUGGCCGGACCUCCGGGUCCUACGCAUCGACCUUGACACCGAAGGCCGGCCCAUAUUCCCAACCCGGACGGCGCCGGCGCCGGACCGGCACCCGAUCCCGCCGGACAUAGCCAAGUUCAUGAGGGCGCAGGACUACACCUCGCCGUUACCAAGGGAUGCCUUCUGCAUUCACUGUUCCAAGUCCUUCCGCGUCGACGUCUGCGCCCACCACGGCGACCACGCGCGCCUCCGGGACUGCGUGCUCCGCAUCGAGAAGCGCGGCUGGAGGACCUGCGUCAGAUGCGCGGGCGACGAGUGGUGGGUGCCCCACAUCGGCGUAGCGCUCGGAGAUCCGGUGCUCGUGGACGAGCAGGGGCGGUACGAGCUUCUCCGGGUGCUGACGCGGGUACGGGGUCCGUGCGUGGAGUGUGGCAUCGGCGCCCAUCGGAUUCCUCGGGAGUUCUUCCCGUUCUGCUCCGAGACUUGCAUCCGCAAACACAUUCGCCGCAUUGAGGAACGCCAGGAGGCCAGGCUCGCCGCUCGGCGCUUAUAG